CCAGUAUGGACCUGUAUGGACUGUUUUAUAUUGCCAGCACAGACCAGAGGCCCAUGAUGGCUUUUUUUGCCUCCAAAAGUGUGGGCCACCAACUUCCUGACAUGGCUAAGGCUAAGGCAGGGAAAGUGGAUGCCUCCCAGGCAGUGGCAUCCGGGCCCAUUGGCGGGAUUCACUCCCCCAUCUGCUGAGAGGCCAUGCCCAUCCCUCAGUAGCCCCUCCCUUGGCCCUGCAGCCAGGCAGUCCUGUGGACAACCUCCGGCUAACUCCCCAGAGUGUCGCAGGUACAAUUUACCGUGUGGAAUACACCAUCCAGGAGACCACCUGCCCCCACAGCACAGAAGCAGUGACGGCUGAGAACUGCCCCCCUAUGGACUGCGAGUUUGCUCACAAGGGCUUCUGUAAGGCAUCCCUCUUCCAGCCUCUUUUUGAUGAGGGGCAAAUUAAUGUCGACUGUGAGAUCUAUGAGCCUGAGGCUGCUCAGAGACAGAUGAAGCUCCACCUGCUGGGCGGAGAGACUGACCACAGCCACAAUGACACACACUCACACAGCCACGACCACACCAAGAGCCACUCUCAUCAUGGCCACAACAGAAACCAAACUGAUGACCACGAUCACCACCACACACAUGACCAUGCCACAGGCAGCGCCCACAGGCACGCUCAUGACCACUCCCACAACCACGGUCUGAACCACGAUCAUGUGCACACUCAUCACGACAAAGCACACAACCACAGCGGUGACUCCCCCAACCACCACCAUGACUACAAGCACACUGUAGGUGUGCACACCCAUGAACAUGACCACGAGCUGGCUCUGGACCACGACCACAAGCACGGUCACCUACAUGAACACGAGCACCACCACCAUCACCACGAGCAAGAACAUGAGAACACACCCCAGGAUGGUGCAAAGGGAACAGUGAUAGUCCUGCCUGCCUUGGACCAGCCUGUGACCUUGCCUUCCUUCCCUGAUGUCCCCGCCGGUGGGCCUGGAGUUGGAGUCACUCUCCCACUUAAGCCUGACCCUCAGAUUCCUGGACAGAUGGAGCCCACCAUCGAGCCCUUCCCAACCUCAGUCUCUGCCCUGUGCCCCACCAAAAAGGCAGGGGAUCAAGAUGUGGGGAUUCUCUUUGCUAAUGACCCCAUGUUCAAGCCGGCUGCAUAAUGUGGUGUAUGAAACUGUAAUAAACACAGUGUGCAAAACUCAUUUAAUC
This is a messenger RNA of Neolamprologus brichardi, 1214 nucleotides long. NCBI's taxonomy places the organism in Eukaryota, Metazoa, Chordata, Actinopteri, Cichliformes, Cichlidae. The record is from RefSeq and is a predicted model, not a curated record.